This is a messenger RNA of Fusarium tjaetaba, 507 nucleotides long. RefSeq names its product glycine cleavage system H. The record is from RefSeq and is a predicted model, not a curated record. Gene Ontology annotation, cellular component: glycine cleavage complex; mitochondrion; cytoplasm. The coding region runs from base 1 to 507 and encodes 168 amino acids. NCBI's taxonomy places the organism in Eukaryota, Fungi, Ascomycota, Sordariomycetes, Hypocreales, Nectriaceae. Gene Ontology annotation, biological process: glycine decarboxylation via glycine cleavage system; protein lipoylation. The transcript is spliced from 2 exons.
AUGGCCUCAAUUUCUCGGUCCCUACGCGCUGCAGCCCCUCUGGCUAGGGGUAUUGUGCCCCGCGCAGCCAUCCGCACACCAGUCCGAGCAUUUUCCUCCACCAAACUGAGCCUUGCUCGAAAAUACACCAAAGACCACGAAUGGAUUGAUCUGUCCGCCGACAAGAAGCACGGUUUCGUUGGAAUUUCAGAGUACGCCGCCGAGCAGCUCGGGGAUGUAGUCUACGUCGAACUCCCCGAGGCCGGGACAUGGGUCGAGCAAGGCGACGCUGUCGGAGCCGUCGAAUCCGUCAAGUCUGCCAGCGACAUCAACGCUCCCGUCCGUCUACGAGUCCUACAAGUCAACGACAACCUCGAGGAGAAGCCCUCAACCAUCAACAAGGUCCCCGAGGACGACAGCGCCGGUGGUGGCUGGAUCGCAAAGGUCGAGGUGGAUGAGGAGGGUGCGAAGCAAUUUGAGAAACUAUUGGAUGCCGAGGCCUACAAGACUUUUGCUGGAGCUGAAUAG